Eleginops maclovinus (Patagonian blennie) is the source of this 602-nucleotide messenger RNA. RefSeq lists its product as uncharacterized. The record is from RefSeq and is a predicted model, not a curated record. Bases 133 to 393 code for a protein of 86 amino acids. The transcript has 2 exons. NCBI's taxonomy places the organism in Eukaryota, Metazoa, Chordata, Actinopteri, Perciformes, Eleginopidae.
CGUGGAUGUGUUGGGCAUGUAGUGGAUGAUGCAUGUUGACUCCUCUAGCAGGGGAUCCUGUCCUUCCCAGCGGCCGUAGGACCACCCGCCACGCCGUUUCAGGAGGAAACAGCCCUUAAAAGCCUCACCACCAUGGAUCUGUCCUUCAUGGCAGCGCAGAUUCCAAUGAUGACGGGGGUCUUCAUGGACUCAUCUCCUAUUGAUGACGACAGCACCGACCAUUCUCUGUUCACUUCUUCUUCCAGCGUCCAUGCUGCCUCCAUGGCAGCUCAAAGCCAGCCUGAGGAACCCCCCCAGUCCAUGUCCGGGGACGCCAUUUGGCUCUGGAUAGCCAUCACUGCCACCAUUGGGAACAUUGUAGUCCUGUGCGUAGUUUACGCACUCACAUUCUGAAAUGAGAACUCUGGCCAGUAGGCUAUGUAUGAAAGAACAUGGAAUAUAUUUUAUGACAAAAUAUAAACGGUGAUGGGCUGUGUGGGCAUGAUUCAGAAAUUAGAAUUUCAAUUAGCCACUAAAAUACACAUCACAUACCUGCAAACUAGUCACCUUUCGGCGAAAUUCGCCGUUUUCAACUCAAAAUAUGUCAUUGACGUGAAUCGUGU